AUGCGUGCUGCUCCUCCACCUCCACGCGUCAAUAUCCCCGAGGGCAACGUCCCUGGCAUCGUGGUUGACCAGGGAGGGCAGGGCGGUUGGCACACGACUAGUGGGCUCCCCUCACUCAACAUGAGACCCACUCGCGCGCUUCCCUCACUCGCAUCGACUGGACGUCUGCCUGGACUUCCAUCUCGCCCGAAACUCACACUUGCUUCCGUCACCGAGCCGGCUGUCCCAACCCUCGCCCAGACUUCCACCGCACCCAUACUCGCGCUGUCCACUCUCUCGCCCGGGAUGAUUCCUGGCAACCGGUCGAUGUCGGUGCCCACUCCGGCAUCGGCUGGUCUCCCACGACUUGUCAUUGAAGGGCAGCAGCUCAUGGAGCACGAUGAAGACGGUGUGAGCGGCAUUUUAACACCAAGGCCAGGCACCGAGACCGUGAGGCCCAAGUCAGGCGGGGCCCGUUCACAGGUCCAGAGCGACGGGCAGAUGGGAAAGAACGACGAGCAGAUGGAACAGAUUCGCGAGGGAGUGCAGCGGUUCAACCGCACCACAACGCCAAAGCCUCCGAUUGCACGUGACAUGGCCCUGAACUCCUCAACUCCUGAUCCACACCUCAGUCAAAGCCAUGGCAGUCGCAACAGCAGCCGGCCGUCGUCGAUUUACGACAACGAGGUUACUGCUAUUGAUGCCUCGGAUCUUGUGGUCAUCAGAAGCUUGGGAGAGGGCGCUGGUGGCGCUGUUGAACUGGUGCGAUCCAUGAAGAACGGCUCGAUCAUGGCUCGCAAGACCAUUGCACGCACACCUGACCCUGCUAUCCACAGGCAGAUUGUCCGUGAACUGGCUUUCCUAUCGACGACCUCGUCUGAUUACAUUGUGGAGCAAUACGGGGCCUUCCUCGCGGACCAUAACACGCAGAUCUGCAUCCUCAUGGAAUACUGCGAGGCCGGCUCGCUCGAAACUAUUAUCGGUAGACUCCAGGCGCGCAACCUGCGGUGCUCGGAGCACGUGCUAGGUUACAUCUCCCGAUCGGUCCUCCGCGGCCUCGACUACCUGAAGGGAAGGAACAUUAUCCAUCGCGACAUCAAGCCGAGCAACAUCCUCGUCACGAUCGAUGGCGAAGUCAAGCUGUGUGACUUCGGCGUGUCGGGCGAGCUCGUCGAAUCGCACGCCGGGACCUACACGGGCACGUCAUACUUCAUGGCACCCGAGCGCCUUAACAAUCUACCCUAUUCGAUUGUCUCGGACGUAUGGUCGUUCGGCCUGACGCUGUACGAGGUCGCGCAUCUCAAGUACGCUUAUGGGAAGCGCAAUCUUGGCCCCAUCGAGUUGAUCCAACACGUCCUUGAACCUGCGCCGACCAUGAUCGACAGUCCAGAGAUCGGCGUGAUCUGGUCAAAUGAUAUCCGCGGAUUUAUGGCCCUGUGCCUCACCCGCGAUCCCACUGAGCGCCCGAAGCCCGCAGAACUGUUAGACCACCCCUUCAUCGUCCGCAUCGAGGGUAAGAACAUCAAGAUGGACAAGUGGAUUGAGAGGUUGAUGCAGCCUGUGCCUCCGCCUGCAUCUGUGCCUGCGUAA
Molecule: messenger RNA, 1569 nt
Organism: Cutaneotrichosporon cavernicola
Lineage: Eukaryota; Fungi; Basidiomycota; Tremellomycetes; Trichosporonales; Trichosporonaceae
Gene: MKK1
Exons: 4
Coding region: 1-1569 (522 amino acids)
Biological process (GO): regulation of fungal-type cell wall organization; cell integrity MAPK cascade; protein phosphorylation
Molecular function (GO): MAP kinase kinase activity; ATP binding
Source: RefSeq, a predicted model, not a curated record